GUGUGUUCUGUGAUAAAGUAAAUUUAAUUCCAUAUUUUGUUAAAAAUAGCGGGAAAGACUGUGUAGUGUUAUCGUACCACAGAAAAGAUUAGUUUUUAUUUAUUCGUUUGUUAGUUUUUCACGAUUAUUUAUUUAAGGUUAUUAUGUUAUCUAUUUGUGACUGGUAUUUACUGAUAAGUGAUAAGUAUUUGUUUAUUCGGUCAGGAACGGUAGAAACGCAUAGUUGAAAAUAAUUAAGGAAUUGUUUGUUAUACCGUAUUACAGGAUAUUGAUUUGUGUAUUAUUUAUUGUUUUUGAAUUGAAAUAAAAUCAUGAUUUACAAAUGAUUUCAGGAAUUUUUCACCUUUUCAUUGUUUAAUUACCGACGAACAAUGGGAAUAUUAAUUGUUCGUGAAGAACUCGUGAACAUUUGUAUUUAAGAUUAAUGUGUGGGGUAAUGGUACCUACAUACAUAUCACUGUGUACGUAAUGAUGAUUGUAUGAUGAUUUGUUAAACUGUGAAAAAGAAAUGGAAUUAUCAUCGGAGGAACUGCUCUGCAGAAAAAAUACAUUAAAGCAGUUUGAAAACUAUAUUCAUAAUGCAACUAAAACACUUGAAAAUUUUACCAAAAAAAUUGGAUGGUCACUGGACAAAACACCAACCGAUGAUUCAUUGGUAAAAUGCACACUUAAAAGUAAACAAAAAAUACCACCUUUAAAUUUUGAUGGUAGUCAUCCGAAAAUAUUGGAAUUUAAUGGAUAUGAAUCAUUGUAUGCAGCAUAUUGUAGUUCUUCAUCAUCUUUAAAAAUUGAUGUGAAACAUGAGUCAGAAAAAAAUGCUGUAGAUUCUACUACAGAUUCCUUAAACUUAACUGCUGAUAAGAGAAAAGUUUUGUAUGACAGUCUUACUGGGAAAAAUGUAAAUCCUGAUCUUGAUGAUGCCAGUAAAAAUUUAUUAGUAUUGGAUUUGUUUAAUGGAACUAACGAAAAGCCUAAAACUGAGCUUGAACUUUUGCAAGAGCAAAGAGACUUAAAACGUAGAAGAGUGGCUUAUCGUGGAAAAAGAGUUCACACUGAUAGGAAAUCUUAUAUUGAAGUUUUGAGAGAAGUGGUUGAAGGUCUAACAAAUAGUGUGUCAAACCCAGAAGAUAAAUCUGUAUGUGUUGAAACUACAAGUAUCAAUACUAGUGCGUCUGACAGUCGCUGUAUUUUUAAAUAUGAAGGUAAUCGAUAUUUUGGUGGCCAUCCAUAUACUCGUUGGGUUGAUAUCAAAACAGAAGAAUAUAAUUUAUUGAGGAAUUAUGAAGAGAAAGAUGAUAGUUCACAUGAAGAAACUAAUAUUUCUCGAAUUCAACAUUCUGAACAUAAUAUUGAUAUUAAAAAAUCAAGAAGAAGUCGAUCAUUAUCUAGAAGUAGGAGAAGGUCCAGUAGUGGAUUAAAAUUAAAAAGAUCCAGGAGAUCUAGAUCUCGAUCAAAAUAUAAAAAAUCCAAAAGAUCUAGAACCCCAAUAAAAUCUAAUGAAAAUAAAUCUAUAAAAUCCAAAACACGAUCAAAAUCAAAAGAAAUUAUGCCAAAAAAGUCUAGAAGCCGGUCUGUAUCUUCAGAAAGUAAUCAAGAAAAGUUUAAGAGGCAUCGGGCCCGGUCCAAUUCUAAUGAAUGUAGUUCAAAAAAAAAAUCUAAGCAUUCUAAAAGCCCUUUAAAUUAUUUGCAAUCGGUUUCAAAUGAAAAUUAUAUUAAUAAAUAUAAGUCGAGUGGUAGUCAUAAAAAGAAAAAAAAACAUAAAAAUAAAAGAAAAUAUUCUAAAAGUCCUUAAAGAACUAGAUCUUAA
Sipha flava (yellow sugarcane aphid) is the source of this 1807-nucleotide messenger RNA. Its product is annotated as U11/U12 small nuclear ribonucleoprotein 48 kDa protein-like. The record is from RefSeq and is a predicted model, not a curated record. The transcript is spliced from 5 exons. Bases 509 to 1792 code for a protein of 427 amino acids. NCBI's taxonomy places the organism in Eukaryota, Metazoa, Arthropoda, Insecta, Hemiptera, Aphididae.